AUGAGCAGAUUGAAACAGAAGGGCAACACAGUUGAAGAGGAGGUAGAGGAAGAGGUUGGGGGGGGGGGGGGGGGGGGUGGGGGGGGGGGGGGGGGGGGGGGGGGGGGGGGGGGGGGGGGGGUGGGGGGGGGGGGGGGGGGGGGGGGGGGGGGGGGGGGGGGGGGGGGGGGGGGGGGGGGGGGGGGGGGGGGGGGGGGGGGGGGGGGGGGGGGGGGGGGGGGGGGGGGGGGGGGGGGGGGGGGGGGGGGGGGAGGGGAUGAGGAGAAUGGAUAA
Knipowitschia caucasica is the source of this 273-nucleotide messenger RNA. Lineage: Eukaryota; Metazoa; Chordata; Actinopteri; Gobiiformes; Gobiidae. The record is from the annotation of a GenBank genome assembly.